Molecule: messenger RNA, 2533 nt
Organism: Schizosaccharomyces octosporus yFS286
Lineage: Eukaryota; Fungi; Ascomycota; Schizosaccharomycetes; Schizosaccharomycetales; Schizosaccharomycetaceae
Product: ubiquitin carboxy terminal hydrolase Ubp10
Exons: 3
Coding region: 872-2377 (501 amino acids)
Biological process (GO): protein deubiquitination; mRNA processing; spliceosomal complex assembly
Molecular function (GO): cysteine-type deubiquitinase activity; zinc ion binding
Source: RefSeq, a predicted model, not a curated record
CCGCAACUUCCUCAUUUAUAAUAGACUUGAAGGUUUUAAUGAUAGAUUCUGAAAAGGAAAUAACAUCGACAGCAAUUUCCUUAUGCUGUUUGGAUAGGCAAAGCAUUGCACUUAAUAUUGCAGGAACACAUUUUGCCGACGAGGGAAAAAUUCGACAAAAAGAGGAAUCAUCCAAUGAAGGUAAUGUGCUUUCAAAGCUUUCGUUUCCUUCGAAAAAUAAGUACUUCUUCAAGUAAAGCCAUAGUUGAUUAAGAAGCACUCUGGCCUCCACUAAGUUCUUAGGUUCAGAGCUAACCGCACAUAUUGAUAAUACCGUAUCAUCGAUCCUUUCUAGGUUGAAAACGGAGUCGUUUCUUUUAAUGAGCUCAGAGUUUCGAUUACAAAUUUGCUCGAAAAAUGACCAUCCGUAUGUCGGAAGUGAACCUAGUCUACGAAGAGAUUCUCUGCGAAUGUUUCUAUCAAUGCUAUUUCCGAGUUAGAAGACAAGACAGGUGUGUUAACUUACCAUUCCAUUGCAAACAAAGCAGAACGAACGGCUUCCUAACUGAUUUUUUAUCCUUUUAUACUUUUAUCUUUAAGAAAUAAAUAAUUCUAUCGAAAAAGUUGGCAAUAUAAUAGGCAAUUGCCCACAAAGAUUCCAAAAAAGAUGAAAAGGAGUCCUUGUUUUCACAGGUUCAAUAUUUUCGCUUCUUUUUUUUUAGUACUUACUUGAAUGAAAGAUAGAAAUAAAAAAAAGCUAAAAUUAACCUUUAAAAGAACGUUUGCUGUGAUAUUACAAAUUUGGUUCAGACCUGAGAGUCACGCUGAGUGACCCGAAAUACCCAUCACUGCGAUUCUUCUUUAGGGUUUAAUCGAGAUUGCUUUUAUAGCAAUGUCGGAAGUAAACAAUGAUAAAAAUUCUCUAAAACGCUCUUUCAAUGAUGAAGAAGCAUAUUCUACGAGGAAAAAAGAGAAAGUUGACGAUGCUCCAGGAUCUACUUCUAACGAUGAUCAAGCUACUAACAAUGCUUUUGCCAAGAAACACUCUCCAAUUUCAAGUGAUCUUUAUUUAGAUACAAUCAAUCGUAAAUUGCUGGACUUUGAUUUUGAGAAAGUCUGCUCUGUAAGCCUUACAAAUCUCAGUGUUUACGCUUGCUUAGUUUGUGGAAGAUAUUUCCAAGGACGAGGUCCGUCUUCUCAUGCAUACUUUCAUGCUUUGAAUGAUAAUCAUCAUGUGUUUGUGAAUUGCUCAACUUUAAAGUUCUAUAUCCUACCUGAGUCGUAUCAGGUUGUUUCUAGUGCUUUACAGGAUAUUGCUUAUGUUAUUAAACCUACGUAUACCCGCGAAGAAGUUGCUAAACUCGACCGUUUUCCUCAGGUCAGUUACGAUCUAAUGCACAAACCUUAUGUUCCAGGUUUCGUCGGACUCAACAACAUACAAAGCAAUGACUAUUUCAACGUCAUUCUUCAGUUACUUUCUCACGUAAAGCCUUUGCGAAACUAUUUGCUACUUAAUACUUUUGAUGGUUGUCCUGAGAUUAUUCAACGACUAGCAAUUACUGUUCGUAAAAUUUGGAACCCCAAAGCAUUUAAAGGGCAUGUUUCUCCACAAGAGUUGAUUCAUGAAGUAACCCUAUUAUCCCACAAAAAAUAUUCAAUCAAUGAACAAAAAGAUCCUUUAGAGUUUUUAUCUUGGCUCAUGAACACUUUACACGUUUCUUUAGGUGGGAAGAAAUCAACUAUGGAUAAGCCAACUUCUAUCAUUCACUACAACUUCCAAGGCCAUGUACGUGUUGAGUCUCAAAAAAUUCGUCAGCAUACGGAAAACGGCGACCAUGUAAUUUUUGAAGGAGAUCGAGUUAUUAAAACGGACAUUGUUCCAUUUUUAUACCUAACACUAAAUCUUCCUCCAAGGCCUUUAUUUCAAGAUGAGUUCGAAGGAAAUAUUAUACCCCAAGUUGAGCUGAUAAAACUACUUGAAAAGUAUAAUGGAGUGGCAACCCAAGAAUUAAGUGGUAUGCGCCGGCGAUUUCAUUUAUUGAAUUCGCCGCCAUAUCUUCUAUUUCAUAUGAAGCGUUUUAUGAAGAACAAUUAUUUUACUGAACGAAAUCCUACUAUUGUCACGUUUCCUCUUGAUAACUUGGAUAUGAGUCCGUUUAUUGAUGAUGGGUUUUUGAAAACACACCCUAAGAUCAUACCCAAAUACAAUCUAAUUGCCAAUGUUAUUUAUGAGUCAGUUUUAUCCGCUGAUGGAGAGACACACGUUUUCAGAGUACAGCUACGAAACUCGGCAUCAAACAAAUGGUAUCAAAUUCAGGAUUUGUACGUCGAAGAAAUUAGCAGCGAUAUGAUUAAUUUGGGAGAAAGUCUUAUUCAAUUAUGGGAGCGAGUACAUUAAUUAUAUUGAUUGGAUUUGGUCUUUCAGAGUCACCAAAACGAAUUUGGGUUUAUCAGGAGGAAGAAAAAAGAAAACAAAGAUUUGAACGCCAAUUAAAAAAAUAGAAUAUUUCUUGCUUUUAAUGAAAUUUUGUAGAUUUUUUUUUUACAGUCCGUA